Messenger RNA from Angiostrongylus costaricensis, 729 nucleotides. NCBI's taxonomy places the organism in Eukaryota, Metazoa, Nematoda, Chromadorea, Rhabditida, Metastrongylidae. The record is from the annotation of a GenBank genome assembly.
AUGGAAGUCUUAGACGAAGCGCUCAUUAAAUGGCUAAGUGCGGGUGAGAUAUCCUAUUAUAAGAGGGCGGGUAGCGCAGUGUUAGUGGUGCUGAUCACCACGAACAAGAUGCAGGAGAUCGCUGAACAAACCGGUGACCAUGAAGCGGUUCGACGUCUCCAACAAGAACUCGAGGAAUUGGAUUCAAGAGCGGACAGAGCGGAUAAGAAACGAUGUGCUGAUAUAUCGGCGAUCAACUGGAUAAACCAGCGCAAUCGUAACAAGAUGAAGGAGCAGUUUCUCAGCGAUAAGGUCGAGAUCGAUUUAGGACAUCAAGACGAUCCAUUUACACGCAAAAAGGAACGGAUGAAGGUGGUUUCCGGCACCAAAAGUAUUUUGACCACAAAUGAGGCUGGAUCGUCAAGUGAGUCCAUUUCUAUAUUAAAUAGAGCACCAACUUCGUCAGCAACUUCCUCCAAGACGAAGCCGUCGUCAUCGUACACACCGGCUAGUGGUCCGUCGCCGCAGUUCUCAAAAAGUGCUAGCAAUCUUUUCGAUUUACAUGGUAGUAUCAAAAAGGUCGAUCUUGACAUAGACUUAGGAAAACUAACACGGCCAACAACAAGUCGAGUCGACGAGUUAUUACAUCUGCCAUCUCCACGCCCAACAGCUCCUCCAAAUUCAGGAUCACGACCACUUUCUUUGGAGGACUAUCGUCGUCGUAAGGCAGCGGCUGCACAGGCGCCGUGA